AUGGGUCCGUAUCCAAUUAAUGCUGCUCGAAAUAUUUUUGGUAUGGAACCGAUUGAAGUAACUGCUAUUGGAUUUAAAACUCCUGGACGUGAAUUUUUGCAAAUGGAAUAUGAUACAAUUAAUGUAACACUGCGAUUUCCUGGUGAACGUAUGGCUCAAUUUGUUGUUGGUUAUUCUGCAGCCAAUACUAAUUGUUACAAAGUUGUUGGUACCAAAGGUGAUAUUGAAGUAAAUCCUGCUUUUGCGUGGGGUCAUGGUAUGAAUAUUGCUUAUAAAACAAAAAUUGAUGGCAAAGAAGAUUCAAAAUGUUUUCCAGAAACAGAUCAUUUCGGUGGUCAAACAGAAUAUUUUUCUGAAUGUAUUUUACAGAAUAGUGAUCCAGAAGCUGAUGGUGAAGAAGGUUUACUUGAUGUACGAGUAAUUGUUGCAAUAAAAAAAUCACUCGAAGAAAAUGGAAAAACCAUUAAACUUGAAGCACGCGAUCGUAAAAAGCGACCAACAUUAGAUCAAGCAAAAAAGUUACCGUUAGCUACAGGACCAAAAAAUUUUAUUGGUCGAGAUUCACAACCGCCGUCUACAGGCUAA
Messenger RNA from Rotaria sp. Silwood1, 585 nucleotides. The record is from the annotation of a GenBank genome assembly. Lineage: Eukaryota; Metazoa; Rotifera; Eurotatoria; Philodinida; Philodinidae.